ACUGUUUUGGACUCCUUGGAAAUUGUAGUACUAUCGACUGAACUAUACUUUUGCCGCUAGAGACUAAUUAAUCGUGUGCCUUAGGUGCAAUGUUUAUGAGAUGUGGUACGUGAACGUUUGUGCCGUAAGAAGUAAACAGCAGUCGCAUAAAGUAUAAUACUGAGAUUUACAGACAGAUGGAUGAUGGCAGUAGAGAGCAGUCAUCACCGGAGUCUUCUGUUCGUGCUGGACCAUCAGCUUUGGGGCAAAAUGAGCAGGUACAUUCUAUGGUGACGUCUUUGAAUGUUAUGAGUUUACAACAAAAAAACCUCCAUUUGAAUGGGCCUCGAAGGGGCAACGGUGCUGACUGGCUGCCAUGUCAUUCUCAGCCCUUAGGCAUCACUGGAUGCGGACGUGGACGUGGAGGGGCAUGUGGUCAGUACACCGCUCUCCUGCCCAUUGUCAGUUAUUGAGCCCGGUUCCUACUUCUCAGUCGAAGUAGCUCCUCAGUUGGCCCCACGAGGGCUGAGUGCACCCUGCGUGCCAACAGCACUCAACGGAUCCAGACGGUGACCCAUCCUAGUGCUAACCAAGUCCGGCAGCACUUAACUUCAGUGAUCUGAAGGGAACUGUUGUUACUACUGCGGCAAGGCCAUUGCCGAUGUUAUGGGCCGAUCAAGAGGUACAGCCUUUGUGGAGCUCAUACAGGAAACCUACCCCCUGUCCAGAAUCAGAUCCAGAAUCAGACAACCAGUCCUAUGCAAGUGAAGCAUCAAGUGAUGAAUCUGUUCAGUGGGAAAAAGAGUUUAUAGGUAAACUGAUGAAAGUUAAGAAAUAUUCCUGUCAGCAAGAGAGAACAGCACCAGCCAGUGAGGACGUGAUAGGAAAGCCUGUGGAGGAAGAGCUGCCAAAGCAUUGUAAUGUAAACCAGGACACCAAGCAAAGCAGCUAUCAGCAACAAGAAUCUGAGGUGCUAAGGUCAAUAUUACAUCAGGACAUAAUGGGAAGUCCAGGAAGUCCAACAAACAGCCAGGUGUCUUCAACUUGUGAUUCUGGCUGUAUGGAAGAACAUUGUGUGUCUUGUUUGCAUGAGCAUGAGAAUACAAGGCAAAAAUUGCACUAUAAGAAUCACCAGUUUGGAGAAGUGAAUAAACAUGAUAUUUCAGGGGUGACUGAGCAACAACCAGGAUGCUCAAAUAACUGUUGUGUGUCUUCAUCUUGUGAUUCAAAUCAGUUGCAAUUAAGACCAGACAUUGAAACAGAAGAUCAUAUUUGUGGUAAACUUAAUUUGGGCUAUGUUUCAAGAUGGAUGAAGGCACAACCAGCAAGUCCAACACAUUGUGAGGUUUCAUCAUCAUCCUAUGAUUCUGAGUCAGAUGAUGGGCAUGCUGGAUCUCGUGAACAGGAAAGGGAGAGACAAAACCAAACUUCCCUGCAGCAAGCACAACCAAAUUCAGACUUUAUUUUGGCUGGCACUUCAGAGGAAAGUGAGAAAAUGAUAGAAAGCCCAAGAAACUGCCAAGUUUCAUCUUCGUGUGAAUCGGAUUCAGAUGCCUCUGGGUACAGUAGAUUGUGUUUACGAGUGUCGGAGGACUCGAUGGAAGAUGACACAGACCAUUCAAGUGGAAAAGAUAAAAGAAAGAAGUCAUGUGAAACAUCAGCUGCAGAGAAAGAUGGGGAUGACACAAACAUAAAUGCGAGACCUGAGCAAUACGAGUCUGUAGAAUCAGUGAAUUAUGAUGUUAGUGAUGAAGUCCCUACUCAGAGAGCGCCAUUGUCUCCACGCAUUAAGAGGAGAAACAUUUCCCACCUGGGGCAGCUGGGUAGUUACUCUCAGCUGGAUUCAAACCAACCUUCUCACAGGCGUCAUCAGUGGACAAGGGACUUCCCCUGCAGAGGCCGCCCUGCCAGGUUGAGAAGCCAGUCCCCUGCAGAUAGAGUGAGUCGAUGGAAAAGAAGUCCGUCACCAGUGGAAUCCUGCAGAAAAUUGAGAAGCAGAAGCGUGCUACCGAUCAGAGAUACUCAACGUGUGACGUGGAGAAAAAGACGUUCGAAGUCUUGUGACACAUACAGAAAACAUAAAAGAUCACAUGAGAGUCGACAUCCAUCAAAAGAACAUUUACUAUUCAAAAGAAUGGAACCAGUAAGUGAACCAUCAUCGAACAAUAGAGUGGAAAGGCAGUCCAGAUCAACCAGAAGGAGAUGGUCGAAGCCUGCUAGCAUAUCUGGAAGGCACAAAACUUCAACUAGCAGUAGAGAUAAAUCAACACUGCAGACGACUGCCAGCAAUUCAGAAUCAUUGUCAGUAAGAAUGGCUGCAAGAUGUAUACACUGCAGUAGUAGUCACAAAUUCCAAAAGGAACGCUCUGUACUUGAAAGUGAACAUGCCAUUCAGGGAAGGAGCCAUGUGAACCAGACACUCUCGAGUAAAACUCAGAAUGUGGCAGAAGAACAGGUAACAUACAGAACGCGCCGUUCAUUGUCUAGAAGUAGAUCGGUAUUGAAUACGGCACAACAAGAAUCAGGGGCUGAGGUAAUAGGAACCAAAAUAAUGCAUAGUUUGUCGGGAGUCCAGGAAAUUUCAAGUGGUAAAGAACAACCACCUCAAGGGUUCAAAGAGCACACAAGGAAUCAAUCAAUGUGUCUAAACACAUCUAAAAGAAACAAAAGAACAAGUAAAAAGAAAGAGGCACCAAAAGAGCAUGUGACGACCUUAAGAAGUGAUUCAGUUAUUCAAAAUCAGAAAUCAUUCACUCAAUUGAAUAAAUGCUGUGAACUUGCACAAGAACAGCCAGCGUUUGGAAGCAAGCUCUCAGUGCAAAUUAACCGAUUAAAAAAUACUGAGGAUUUUAGGACUAACCAGUUGUCAGGUGAGCAGUCGUCACUCAAGGACAAGUAUUUCAUAACAGAUGACAUUUCUGCAAGACUCCAGCAUUCAGGCCCAGAAGAUGCAUUUAGGAAGAAAAUACAUUCACAUAGAAGUCAGGUAUCAUCAGAGGAACGACCCACAUCUUCAAAUAAGCAAUCUUUAUCAGUGAAUAUGUCUAGAGGACAAAAUCAUCUGAAUAAAUUUCAAGAGAUAAAAGAUCAGUCAACUUUCAGCAGUACAAAUUCUUUGCUAACAAAAUCUAGUGAGGAAGUCCGUUUAAGCAAGGACAAAGAAUUGUCUUAUGAUCAUGUAGCUGACAGUAGUUGUUUAAUGCCAAAAAAUAGCACUGAAAGGCAUACUGAAUCAAAAAAGAAUCAAGAACUGGCAGGAGGUACCUUAAAUUUGAAAAAUUUUAAAGGGUUCCCAGAAGAACAAGUUUCAGUAAACGGCAAGCUUUCUCUACCUGCGAUCAUAUCAGAAAGUUGUGAUUUUCCAAUAAGCACGCAAACACUGCAUCAGCUGUACUCAGCAAGCAAAAGACAUUCUGCAUCUGUGCGCACACAAGGGACAUCUUCAUCACUGAAUGAAGUCAAAAUGGCACCAGAUCCUUUGUCAGAUAGCAAACGUUUGUCUAGAAAACGAAAACUCUCAAAAGAAGACUAUCAGUCACAACAUAAGUCUCUCAAAUCCAGAUGCCAAUUUUUGUCAGCGCCUUGUGUAGCAUGUGAAAACCAAGGACAUCUUUCCAAAAGGAGAGUACUUGGGAAGGUCAAGCAAUCUGCUGAAGCUGUACAGAGCAUCCUCCAGUCAAAGAACAUGAAAGUGAGCAAAAACAAAGCUCUACUUCUCCAAACGGCAACAUAUAAUUCACAUCUACAGUUGGGACAUUCCUCCACAGUGAAUGGGUCUGCUGCAUCUAGUGAAACCUCACAGGAAAAAAGUUAUUCUAAGAUUUCAGGAAGAAAUAGUUCCUUAUUUAAAGAUGCAAGUGCAUUAUGUGAUGUAACAGCAUCAGAUGCCAGAGCGGUAAAAUGUUCCUCGCAAGACAGAAUUUGCUGCAAAGAAGACAGUGCUUUGUUAGGACCUAUUACAAGUCAGAUCAAGCCUUGUUCAGUGGUUCUUAAAAAUUUAGAACUUUCAUCAGAGAAAUUUGUAUUCCCACCCUUUCCUCAUGUUACUUGGACUACAAAAGUGAGUGACUUCUGUUUGCCACAAGAUUAUAUGAACACAGUGUGGGAAAAAAGGCAAGUGAACUGACAACACUGCCAUCCAUAUGUAU
Messenger RNA from Schistocerca cancellata (South American locust), 4127 nucleotides. Its product is annotated as peptidyl-prolyl cis-trans isomerase G-like. The record is from RefSeq and is a predicted model, not a curated record. Lineage: Eukaryota; Metazoa; Arthropoda; Insecta; Orthoptera; Acrididae. Bases 641 to 4105 code for a protein of 1154 amino acids. The transcript has 13 exons.